Molecule: messenger RNA, 3115 nt
Organism: Pleuronectes platessa (European plaice)
Lineage: Eukaryota; Metazoa; Chordata; Actinopteri; Pleuronectiformes; Pleuronectidae
Product: olfactory receptor 13C9
Exons: 1
Coding region: 1994-2920 (308 amino acids)
Biological process (GO): G protein-coupled receptor signaling pathway
Cellular component (GO): membrane
Molecular function (GO): olfactory receptor activity; G protein-coupled receptor activity
Source: RefSeq, a predicted model, not a curated record
UGGAUUCCCCCUCUUCAACGUCCACCAUCCACACCAGAAGCCUUUUGGAUGCUGCCGGGUCCCCCACAAGCCCAACAGCCCCCCAGGUACCGGUCAGCGAAUGAGGCUGGUGGCUGGUUCCUCUGAGCAGGCUGUAGAGGUGAGGGUUUUCUGCAUCUGCCCCCCAUAGCAGACACUCUUUCCAGGCUCCAAAAUCCACACAGAACCAAACGGCUUCCCGCAUCCAGGUCUGUGGCUAGGGCUUGAGGGUUGCGGAGUCUCUUUAGUCUGUCCCACACCUCCACAAGGUACGGGACAAAAUGACUCACCCAAGGGCGAUCUUUAAGCCAUAAUUCAAUAACCGAGAUCUCCUCAAGGGUCUCUGCCUUGUUCUGGGUUCCCGGUGAACCCUGAACCUCUACCAAACAGUCAAAGUAAAAAACCUGAUCAUGAAAAAAACUAAUCUCUGCUGAGUCCAUAUUGUGGUCGGGUUGUACUGUCAGGGUUGUAUGAAGUAGAUGGACCCAGGAGUGGAUAUAUUUAACAAAAAGGGUAUUUACUAUAAAAAAAAAGCACAAGGAAGUUUACACGAGGCUCAGGAGAUCAGGAGAGGGCAGGACAGGAACACAGAACAGAACAGCAACAUGGAACAUAAUCCACCAGCACCACCAGAGGAACCAGAACGAGCACAAGCACAAGAAACACUGGAGAAAAACUGGAAGCAAAACAGACAAUCCGACCGAGGACAAGGGGAAGGACAGAGGCUUAAAUACACACAGGGAAGGCAGGGGUAAUUGGCCACAGGUGCAACACAUGAGGAGUUAGAAAGACAAACACCAAGACAGGAAGUGAAGACAGAAACAACCCACAAGGAACAGAGACUACAAAAUAAAACAGGAAACAGAAAACACAGAGAAUGAAAUUAACAAACUAAACUGACAGAACAUGAGAGUGUCAACAGGAGUCGUCAAGUCAAACAUUGAAAGACCAGGAAACACAGGAACAUUAUUCUACCUUCACAAUAAAAGCAUGAGAUGUACAAUGUAAUUAUUAAAUUUGAUCUUUAUAUACAGUCACUGAUCAUCUUCAUAUACAGUCACUGAUCAUCUUCAUAUACAGUCACUGCUGCUGAUCACAAGGCCCUGCAGAGGGUGGUGAGGACAGCAGAGCGCAUCAUCGGCUGCCAUCUCCCUUCCGUGCAAGACAUCUACAACACAAGAUGCCUGAGAAAAGCACGGAAGAUCAUCAAGGACCACAGCCACCCAGGCUGUGGACUUCUCACACUGCUGCCGUCUGGCAGACGUUUCCAGAGCAUCCGAGUACGGACUACCAGACUAACAAACAGCUUCUUCCCCCCCCAGGCCAUUAGGCUUCUGAACAACCAACACUGACCCACUGAACAGUCGCCAUCACCAUGUACAUUCUUCUCCCCCAUUCAUACAACUACACUUACUUACUAAACAUAUAUGCAUAUUAUUUAAUUUUAUAUUCCUUCACCCUGUAAACUGCUGCUAGCCUUCAUUUAAAUUUAAAUUGUUGUACUAUGUUAUAUGUUAGAUGUUUUUAGAUUAAAUGUUAUAUGAUAUAUAUUAUUUAUUUUUAUGUUGUACUUCCCUUCAGGUCAUAAGAAAGCUACUGUUCGAUGACACUAAGCUAUUUGGUGCAUGUGACGAUAAACUUUGAUCUGAUUUGAUUUGAAACAUUAGAAAACAAUGUGUAGAAACUAAGAAGAGGAGGUCAACAGGAACAAAACCUCUGGGUCCAGGACCCUGGAGUUUUCUGAAGUUGUUGACAUGUUGUUGGAGAGUUUAAUGAGAUUCAUGGAGGGUGAAGCAGUCUGAUAAAAAGCCAGAGUGCAGCCCUCCACUGUCUGUGCCUCUGGAGUCUGUGAGUGAAUCUCCUACAGGCCACAGGCUCCUGAACUCCUCUCAGGGAGACUUGUUACAGGAUCUUUAUGAACGGCUGUUGUAUGAUCUGCACUUGUUACUGAUUCACUCUGUUUUUCAGAAGCCUGAUGGAUGAUGAAGUCAAUGUAACGUAUAUAACUUUCGAUGGACAUGUGGAGUUGCAGAAAUACAGACAUUUGUAUUUUGUGGUCAUGUUUGUACUAUAUAUUAUAAUAAUCUGUUGGAAUUCCACCAUUGUGUAUCUUAUUGUGAUUCAUGAAAACCUCCAUGAGCCGAUGUACAUCUUCAUUGCAGCUUUGUUAAUCAACUCUAUUCUUUACAGCACAACAAUCUACCCCAAGCUUUUGAUCGACUUCUUAUCUGAAGAACAGAUCACGACUUUCCCACUUUGUCAGUUUCAAUCUGCUGUGUAUUACACUAUGACCACGUCAGAGUUUCUAUUGUUGUCGGCCAUGGCUUAUGACAGAUAUGUGUCCAUAUGUAAACCUCUGCAAUAUUCAACCAUCAUGAGGAAGACAACUGUAAAAGUCUGUCUCUUCACAGCUUGGUUUGUUCCUGCUUGUGAACUUGGAAUAUCAGUUUUAUUGUAUAUUAAUGUAAAGAUCUGUCACUACAGUAUGCAAGGCCUCUUCUGCAACACGUCCAUUUUCAAACUUCAAUGUGUGCCCUCAGUGGCUCUGUCCAUUUAUGGAGUGUUUGUGUUAGUGAAUAUUUGUCUUCUCCCGAUGCUCUUCAUAGUUUUUACAUACAUCAGGAUACUCAUCGUCACUAACAGAAGGUUUAAAACAACGAGGACAAAAGCUCUACAGACCUGUUUACCUCACCUGCUGGUUCUUAUCAACCUUUCCGGUUUUGUUGCGUAUGACGUCAUUGUAGUUCGUUUGGAAUCAGAUAUACCAAAACUUGCCCGUUUCGUAUUGACAUUACAAAUAAUGGUGUAUCAUCCUCUUCUUAAUCCAUUUAUAUACGGACUGAAAAUGAAAGAAAUCUCCAAACACCUCAAACAUUUGUUGUUCCAGGUCGAAUCCCAUUAAAAUAUCUACACUGUGAUCUGAUGUCAGGUCUUUUACCUGCAGUGAUGAUGAGAUGUACCAGCUUCCUUAACACCAUCCAACAGCAUCUUUACAGGGAGUCAUAUUAGUGUCACUGUAUUUGUAUUGAUUCAGUUCCUAAAGGUCACAAAAUGAGCAUCAAUAUUUCAGAAGUUGUAAACUGUACGGUGUUGAAAG